This is a messenger RNA of Tigriopus californicus, 642 nucleotides long. RefSeq lists its product as uncharacterized. Bases 1 to 642 code for a protein of 213 amino acids. Lineage: Eukaryota; Metazoa; Arthropoda; Copepoda; Harpacticoida; Harpacticidae. The transcript has 2 exons. The record is from RefSeq and is a predicted model, not a curated record.
AUGUCUGGUCACCCACCGGCCUUCCCGACAACCGGGUCGUCGGGUCACCAAUCGCCACGUUAUGGAGCGGUCACGCCCAAUCGUGGCGACACGGUUAGGUCGAGAAAUGGCGAAUCUCCGGCCCGACAACAUGGUUCUUUAGAUCGACGGAGUAGGAGGAAUUCCGGGAACACCCAACUCCACCCCAGUGGCAUGGGAUCCUCUCGACUGUCCCCUGGUCCCAGCAUUUAUCGAACCAUGCCUUUAACCCAAUCAUCAUCAAGUGGCAAAAUUGCUCCCGGCCGCCAAACACCCGGAAGGAACACCCCUUCACAUUUGGUCCGACCAAUACCUCAAAAUGCGAGUCAUGGCGGGGGGCAUCAUCCGCAAAUCCCGGGACAUCGGGGCAUGAGCCCCUUUUCGCCCGUAAUGGUACCAAAGAUCAACCAAUCACCGGCAAUGUCUCCAGUCCCAUUUUCCCCCAUCACCGUUCCAAGACAACAACUUCCGUUUUAUGACUACCACCCCAGUGUCCAGCAUAUGUCGACCAGUUCCGUCAGCCCUGCUGUGGCAGAAAUUGUGGCUAAUCAAAGCCAGGACUACAUUGACGAACAACUGGCCGAGUUCCAAACUCAGAUACAAAUUCUACAAGGUAAGGCAUGA